Molecule: messenger RNA, 4599 nt
Organism: Necator americanus (New World hookworm)
Lineage: Eukaryota; Metazoa; Nematoda; Chromadorea; Rhabditida; Ancylostomatidae
Exons: 5
Coding region: 1-4599 (1532 amino acids)
Biological process (GO): proteolysis
Molecular function (GO): aspartic-type endopeptidase activity
Source: RefSeq, a predicted model, not a curated record
AUGGAAGCGGAAGUAUCGCGACAGUGCAAGAUGCCGCUGUCUCACUCUCAUCGAUUUGAAGAAGGCUUUGAUACAGCCGAGACCGAAGCGGUCAUGGAGGCCUUGGGCGACGAAAGCGUCCCUACUCCAUACAUAAAGAUACUUCAUACCUGGGCGUUUCGCAAGCAGGAGGAAAAAAACAUCGCAGAACGCUCAAUAGAAAGGAUGAUGUUAGGAAUGUCUCGCUUUACGAAAGCGAAAGAGAGAAUUCGAAGUUCACUCCUACGUCAACUGUCGAAGAUUAGAGAUGCUGCUGCAUAUGCCAAGGAAGGUAAAAUUAGAUGGGCCGGACACGUGAUGAGUUUUAACGAGACCAGAGCCGAAGUCCUUCAAGGAAAAGUACGAUGCCCUUCGAGUAUCUCGCGAGGAAAGCCACUGGGUUACCCUCGUGCGCGACUGGAACACAUGGAAUACACUAAACAGGUUGAGUACUCAGCAAUAGAUGAGGAAACUUAUCAGAAAUGCCGAUCAGCCACAGCAACUUUACAAAGUAGCAUAAGGCAAAUAAAAGAGGCAAGAGAAAACCUCCAAGAAUUAUAUAACGAGGUUAAAGAUGAGUAUAAAAACUGCAAAAACAAGUCCGAAAGGAAGGAUUUGAUGAUUGAAAUUGAACAAAUAGAGGAAGAAUCGCAGCUACAAUCUGCGAUAGCUGAAGCAAACGACCUAACGUUCAUGCUAACAGCGCGCCUUGAUGAAACAAAAAAUAUGCGCCAAAAUAUGAAAAUCAAACUGGGAUACAUGUCCCUAAAGCCCCAAAGAGACAAUAACAUCAACAAUGAAGAAAACGAAGAAGGGGAUGGUGAAAUUGAUAGUACAAACGAAAAUUGCGUGAGAGACACCAUAAUGUCAUCUUGCUCGCAAGACACAUCAAAUUCAGCAUCCACAUGCAAUAGUGGCACAGCCAAAAGGACGCUGAGGUCAAUAAAACCUCCGCAAGCCACACUACCAAAAUUUUACGGGAAUUCUGACGACUUCCCAGAAUACUGGGCCAUUUUUGAAGCCCUUGUCCAUAACAAGGAAGAACUGGACAUUAUGGAAAAGAUACUCCUACUCAAAGAAAGUUUAAAGGGUAGAGCGCAAACAGCCAUCAAAAGGAUAAAACUCAUUCCUGAAAAUUACAAUUGGUUGAUCAAGACUUUACAAGAGAAUUACCCUAAUCACCAGUCUAAUAGAUCACAAAUAGUCAAAAAAUUGGUCAGUAUGAGUGUGGCAAACAAUUCCGCAGACAACUGCUCUGCAACAUUUGAUCAAAUAAGAAUGCUGACCAACCAGAUGAUUUCUGCAGGAUAUCAUGUAGGGAAGACCUGCGACCCAAUGUGGUGUGAAACCAUCUUAUCUAAAUUCCCUGAAGACAUCAUAAAAUCUGUAUUAGUGGCCAGUCAAUCACAAGACCGGCAAACAGUUGAUGACCUCAUGAAUCUCUUAAAAACAGAGAUCACUGCAAAAGCUUACGUCGAAAGCAGACUUGGCCAUAAACAUAUCAACAAGGCCAUCCCAUCAAAGACCAGUCAUGACAACUUAAAGACUAAUCGUAACUACUUGUUCUGUCAUAAGGACAAUCAUGUAUCAAUGCAGUGCCGAACGGUGACGGAUCAAAGCAUUCGCCGCAAGAUACUUAAGGAGCAGAAUCGCUGUUGGAAAUGUUGCUCCCCUAAUCAUAGCAACUUUGAUUGCCAAAAAUCAGACUGUCUAAAGUGCGGACAAAAACACCAUAUGAGCUUCUGCUUUAAGACAGAGCAACUCAGCCAAAACAACAACUCGAAACCCAAAUUUGUUCGUGUUGGCCAAAACCAGCAAAAGCAACACAGCUGGCAAAAUAGAGAAGAAAACAAUCGAAAUAUUCCACAAAAGUUCAAACCAAUAAACACUCAGGUGUCUGUGGAACCCCCACAGAUCAACCAAAACUCCAAUCAGCACAGUCAAAGUACCAAACAACUGAUAUUGAUGACUGCUGAAGGCAAUAUUUGGAACGCCAGAAAACAGACAUAUGAAAAGGUGCUAUUUUUCUUCGAUUCUGGGGCGCAGAAAACAGUAAUCGAAGAAAAUCUUGCAGAACAACUCAGUCUACCCAAGAACACGACCGAAAUCUGCACCAUGUCCGGAAUUGGCGGCCAUAUCGAGUGCUUCGAAAGUCAUAAGGUUCCAGUAAAACUAGGAACUGCUUUCGGAGAAGAAAUUUGCAUGACUAUACAGGCUAAACCAGUCAUAACAAACGGAUUCCCUUCAGUGAAAUUGAACACGGAAGAUAUUGAGUUCUUGAAAACAAACACUAUUUGUUUAGCAAAUUCAAAGUUUCGUAGUGAGCAUCAAAAUCCACACAUUCUUGUUGGACUGGACUACUACUACGAUUUAGUUACGGAUCCAGCAAACGGAAUCCGAACACCAUCUGGUUUCCAUAUAGCAAAAACGGUUUUUGGACCCACAAUUUAUAGUCGAGGAAUCAGCAAAGUAAGUGGAACCGCUAACACAGUAUGUCACAGCCUGACAGGAAUUUCCGGAAACACGGAACAAGAACUCUUACAGAAAAUGUUUGAGUUGGACGGCCUCGGUAUCAUGCCGGAAGAAACCCAGGGAGACGAAAAAGUUCAAAGAUAUUUCGAGGAAUACUCGAAAUUGAUCUCAUUUGAAAACAACAUCAUCACAGCUCCCUUUCCGCUGAAAGAAAAUGUAAUCCAAUUGGAAAAUAACUACUCAGUAGCUAUAAGAAGGCUAGAAUCCUUACAAAACAUCCUCUUAUUUAAUCCUGAACAAAAGCAGUGGUACUGCGAUCUUGUGAACAAAUAUGUCAGUGAAGGGAUCGUAGAGACCUUCGACACAGCAGACCGCUAUGCGACUGGAAUAUAUUAUAUGCCACAUACAGGGGUAUGGAAGCCACAGAAAAAGGUCCCUUUAAGGAUAGUCUUUGAUGCUUCGUCUAAACGAAGAGGCCACCUCAGCCUGAACGACGUCAUUCGAAAAGGGGAAUCCUUCGUUAACAGAAUACACGACAUUCUUACCUCCUCAAGGUUCAAGAAGAUCGUCUUAAUGUGUGAUAUUGAAUCUGCCUUCACACAAAUUCGAUUGAUAGACGCACACAAGGAUCUAUGCAGAUUCUUGUGGCUUCGGAAUGUCAAUCACCCACCAACAAAAGACAACGUCGUCGAAUGUAGGUUUAGAAGGUUGCCUUUUGGCGUUACAGCUUGUCCGAGUAUACUAAACAUGGCGAUUCUGUCCUACUUGGAAUCCCAAAACUCGGAACUGUCCGCAGAAAUUGCCAAAAAUUUGUAUGUGGAUAAUAUACUUUUGCAAGCAGAAUCGGUUCCUGAAGCUGUAAGAAAAUACAAGGAGUCAAAGUAUCUCUUCAGCGAGAUAGGAAUGAAUCUACGCGAGUAUAUCUCAAAUUCUGAAGAAGUAAAUCCAAGAAUUCCAUAUCCUGACAAACUCCAAUCUGGAUCAAUGAAAAUACUAGGAGUUGAUUACAAUACUAUAUCAGACAACUUUACUGUGAGAACAAAGUUUGCUCACAAUAAAAAGUUGACUAAGAGAAAUGUGAGCCAAAUUAAUUCGAUUUAUGAUCCAAUAGGUCUCACAGGACCGCUCAUGGUUAGACUGAAGUCCAUGAUGCGAGAAAUCUUUGAUUCAAAAGUGGACUGGAGAACUCCACUCGAUCAAAAGAUAUGCGACGAAUGGUACAAAUUGUGUAAAGAAGUAGAUCUAGCAACAUUAUCAAUUCCUAGGUACGUUCUAUCACCCGGAGCAAGUGACCAAAAACGCCUUUGGUUGUUCGCAGAUGCAAGCAGGAUUGCAAUUGCAGCUUGUUCAUACUUACAAUGUGUUCCCUCUGGCACAAUUUCUAUCCUGAUCUGUGGAAGGACGCGACUAACCCCCAAAAAGCAUCAGACUAUCCCAAAAUUAGAGUUGCUCGGAAUCCUUAUAGCAGCUAGAUUAGGAUGCAGCAUAUUAUCAGCUGUUCAAGCAAAAAUCGAAGAAGUGAACAUAGUUUUGAACAGUGAAAUUGCCUUGUACUGGAUCAAAUCUUCGAAAAAAGUUCCUAUUUUCGUAGCAAAUCAGCGAGCAAAAAUACUUAGCAUUAAACAGCAACUCGACAAUCGUGGUGCGACGGUCAAAUUCUUCCAUGUUAGCACCGAAAACAAUCCAACUGAUGCUGGAACCAGAGGUAUGACAGCACAAGAAAUUAUCGAGCACGACUGGAUCAAAGGACCACGCUGGCUAGAAAAUCACUAUAGUGAGUGGUCUAUCAAGUCGAUAAAGACACUAUCUGACGUCCAUGAGAAUGACGGAGUAGAAACAAUGGUUACUACUACAUUACCACAUCAGAAAACAAACAACAAGAACAACUUAUUGAUCUCAAGCGUUUUUUCGAAAAUCGACAACCUGCUACGUGUAUUAGCAAAGGCUGCAAAAGCAUCAAAAACAAAACUCCCCUUAGCGAUCGAUACACAUAUGAAAGCACUCUCAGGAGGGGUCUAUCGCGGAAUCUUCAUACGUGAUCAGUUCAGUUCGGGUACCAAUGUGGCCAGAGCAUGCUUGGCACGUGAAUAUCGUUCCUCUGAGCAUUGA